This is a messenger RNA of Dujonia railenensis, 2160 nucleotides long. The record is from the annotation of a GenBank genome assembly. NCBI's taxonomy places the organism in Eukaryota, Fungi, Ascomycota, Pichiomycetes, Serinales, Debaryomycetaceae.
AUGAGCUACCCUGUCCCACCUCCAGAGAAGCAGUUCCCCUUGAGGAACUACAAGGCAAACAAUCCCAAGUUUUUCGACCAGGGUAUAUUGUUGGCCACCAACACUUCUCCCAAGUCCAUUUUGGCGUCAUGUUCUUCAUCGUCGAGUGCCAGUUCUGCGGCAUCUUCUAGGUCGAACUCCCCUACGAACGUUACUGGCGAUGAACGCCCACAAACACCUGCCACGCCGGUAAUUUCCACAGACAAGCUUCCUUCCACGAAGGCAUGUCCCACGACGCCACCCAGGAUCGUUCAUCCAAAGCCCCAGUCCCUUCAAAGGGUCCCAAAAGGAAACUGCCCGGCUUCAACUCCAGCUGCUUUAGUUCAAAGUUUACCCACUGCAGGAUCAGGGGACUUUGACUACCAAGAAGAGUACCUCACAUUUUUGGAACCCUCACCAGUAUCACCACCUUCAUAUGACACUUUACCUCCCGGUGGCUGUCCUAAAUAUCCAGUCAUGUCUCCUCUCUCGCAUGAAAUUAGUGUUGAUGAACCAAUACCCGAGUACUCGCCAACUAUUUAUAAGAUUGGGCUCGUUUCUCGUAAAUCCGAAUGGAUCUCGCCCUACGAACCCUCUACAGGCAGAUCAUGGAAGAAUAUGAUCAUUGAGUUGAACUCCACUCAAUUAAAUUUUUACAGCAUACCGGCUCAUAUGGAAGCACAUGUCAUACAGUUCUGGAAUUGGUCUAACUCAUCUCCUGAACUGUCAGGAUAUUCUCCAUAUCUGGAGAAUGAGCCUACCUGUCCAAAGAACGACGCAACUGAAUUCACACUCAGAUCUGACUUAACAUUGGACCAAGAUCUCGAGUUUUAUAGAUUUCUUUCGAGACUUGGAAUAACUUCGUCUGCUUCUCCUACGAACAAAAAUUUGUUCAGAACUUAUACUUUGCAACAUUCUAGGCUCGGGUUAGCUACCGACUAUAAGAAGAAGCAGAAUGUCAUGCGCAUUAGAGUGGAAAGUGAACAGUUAUUAUUGGAAUUCCCAGACACCAAAUCAUUGAUUGAUUGGAACUUUGCUUUAGGAAUCGGGAAAGACGUUGCGAUUGACAUUCAAGAUCGCGAGAUCCCCAAGUAUAGAACGGUACCAAGAAGAAGGAGACAUAGAGACAGAGAGAGAAGAAAUACCACGUCAAAUGAUGGAAGAACUGAAUUCUUUCCAGCUAGUGCUGGAAGAGACCAGCUGAAUUUGAACGUAGGUGCAUUGAGCACUGGCCGUAAAAGAGCGCAGUCUGAGUCAUUGAUGACUAACGGAGAAAAUUCCAUUAAAAGUCGUUUAAUCAAGAUCAAGUCGAGGUUUUCUUUGUCACUGUCAUCAUCUCCCUCAAACAGUAAUGCCAGCAUUAGUGCCAGUAGUUCUUUCUCUACGAUUUCAAGUCUUGUGGAUACAUUACCAGAAAUAGAAAGAGAAAGGCAGUCAGACGUUGGCAGGCCAACGUUUAGCGUAGACUACGAUGAUGUACUUGAUGAAACAGAUGAAGGAGGUGACGAUAGUGAAGUCAUGGAAAAUGAGUAUGGAAACGAAUUAGGUGAUGAAGACUUGGAUGAAGAUGAUGAAUUGGUGGAUGAAAAUGGAGACUUAGGUGAUGAUUCCGAGGAGAACAUUGACUUAGAUGAUUAUAAGGAAGAAAUCGAGAAUCCAAACAUGGGUGAAGGCUUACAGUUGUCGCCCAACUCUCCUUCUUCACCCCAAGGCAUAAUAAAUGCACCUUCAACCUUGACAGGCUCCUCUAAGAAGUGGAAUCCACUUGCGAAGUCUAAGCAACCUUCAUUAUCUAAACAUUACAAGAACUGUAUUCGUUGUAUCAAGCCAUUGACUGCUGAGGAUUUAUGGGUAGGUAAGGUUUUAGUUAAACCCACAACUUUAUCUCCUUUGAAUAUGUCAUAUUUGAGGAACAUAAAGUACGGUAACUCGUCUUCCAGUAAAUUGUCGCCAAGUUCAAGUUCUACAUCAUUAGUAAGUCUUUCAUCAGGUUCUACUGGAGUAAUGGGCGGAGGAUAUAGAAAGAGAAGCUUUUCCAUCAAGGAUAUACCACAUUUUGAUGCUUCUUUACCCCGUACUCCAAACCAUUUUUUGAAGGAAUUUACAGUUGGUAGCCAUGGAUUGAUUCCAAAGACAGUUUAA